This is a messenger RNA of Cyclopterus lumpus (lumpfish), 5098 nucleotides long. RefSeq names its product lysyl oxidase-like 4 (gene loxl4). Gene Ontology annotation, molecular function: copper ion binding; protein-lysine 6-oxidase activity. Gene Ontology annotation, cellular component: membrane. Bases 47 to 2467 code for a protein of 806 amino acids. NCBI's taxonomy places the organism in Eukaryota, Metazoa, Chordata, Actinopteri, Perciformes, Cyclopteridae. The transcript is spliced from 15 exons. Gene Ontology annotation, biological process: peptidyl-lysine oxidation. The record is from RefSeq and is a predicted model, not a curated record.
CACUGCACACAUUUGCUGCCUGCCAGACCCCCUCCUCUCGGUCACGAUGACCCGCACCCUUUGCUUGAGCGUCCUCCUUCUGCUGCUGGCCCUCUCCUGUCCCACUGGUGCUGAACCUCGGCGGGCCGCGUCCCCUCAGCGCAGGACGGCUCGUGCACCAGCCGCCAAGGUGCGUUUGGCGGGCAACUCUGCGCGAGAACCGUACGAAGGGCGCGUGGAGGUGCUGCACAACAACACCUGGGGGACCGUCUGCGACGAUGAAGUGGACAUCAAGAUGGCCAACGUGGUGUGCCGAGAGCUGGGUUUCCAGAGUGGUGUAACGUGGGCACACAGCGCCAAGUAUGGAGAAGGAGCAGGCCCAAUAUGGAUGGAUAAUGUACGCUGUGAUGGCUCAGAGAAGUCCUUGAAGGACUGCAAACACAACGGUUGGGGGGUGAAUGACUGUAAACACUCUGAGGACUUGGGGGUGGUGUGCACCCCCGAGCGAUGGCUGAACCUGACAGCCAGUAGAGGCCACGCCCCUUCUGCUGCCAGGCCCCACGGCAGCCCUGCUGCUCAGUGGCAGGGCGCUGUGGCUACCCGUAGGCAUCCAGGAUAUGGCUAUCAUGGAAAUGGACAUCAAUCUGAGAUCCCCAGGUUCCAAAGACACCACCAGGGUCACAGUAAGGUGCAAAUCGAGGAGGUCCGUCUCCGUCCCAUCCUCAUGGCUACCAAGAGGAAGAGCCUAAUCGCAGAGGGUGUGGUGGAAGUGAAGCAUGCUGGGAGAUGGAGGCAGGUUUGCGACCUGGGUUGGAGUCUCAACAGCAGCCGAGUUGUGUGUGGGAUGCUCGGCUUUCCAGAGGCUACUCAGCACAAUUUAAAAACAUACAAGAAAAUAUGGGAUACCAAGGUUGCAGAUCCUUCAACAAGAUUGAGCAUCAUGUCAAAGAAGAAGGGAUUCUGGGUAGAAAAGGUUCACUGUCUGGGUACUGAGAACACCCUGUCGGAGUGCCUCGCUCAGCUGUCCAUCCCCCGUAGUCCCAGUCCUUGUAAGAACGGGAGACAUGCAGUGGUGAAGUGUGUGCCAGGACCCCAGUUUGCUCGCAUCUCCUCAGGAAGACCCCAGGCCCCCUAUCCAGUUGUGCCCGUGCGUCUGAAGGCCGGCCCCAGGCUGGGCGAGGGUCGCGUGGAGGUGCUCCGAGACGGGAAGUGGGGGACCAUCGUGGACCACAUGUGGGAAAGACCUGCAGCCAGUGUGGUGUGCAGAGAACUGGGCUUUGGUACUGCAAAGGAUGCCCUGCAUGGAGCCUUCAUGGGUCAAGGUACCGGACCUAUCCAUAUGAACAGUGUCCAGUGCAUGGGGUCAGAGAGCUCCAUCCUAGACUGCUACUUCCAGGAAGUCCAACCGUGGACAUUCAAACACAGCCAGGACGCCUCAGUGCGCUGUAACAUUCCUAAAACCGGAAUGGAGAACACGGUGCGACUUGUUGGAGGUAGAGUCCCAUCAGAAGGCCAUGUGGAGGUGUUGAUGGAGGUUGGGGGUCGUAAGCGCUGGGGCUCUGUCUGCAGUGAGAACUGGGGCAUCAACGAGGCCAUGGUGUUAUGCAGACAGCUCGGCCUGGGCUUUGCUGCCAGUGCUCAUCAGGAGACCUGGUACUGGCCCGGUGACCCAAAUGCAGCUGAAGUGAUUCUCAGUGGGACUCACUGUGUGGGCACAGAGCUUUCUAUUCAACAGUGUCGCCGCAACAACCACGUUCAUUGUCCUCGAGGAGGUGGAACUAAGGCCGCCGGAGUCAGCUGUUCAGACACGGCACCUGACCUCGUUCUGGACGCCCAGCUGGUCCAGGAGACAGCCUACCUGGAGGACCGACCCCUCCACCUGCUGAGCUGUGCCAAUGAGGAGAACUGUCUGUCCUCGUCUGCUGCCAGGAUGAACUGGCCUUACGGUCACAGACGCCUGCUGCGCUUCUCCUCCCGCAUUAUGAACUUGGGUCGAUCCGAUUUCAGACCAAAAUCAACAAGAGAGAGCUGGACAUGGCACCAGUGUCACAGGCACUACCACAGCAUCGAGGUGUUCACACAUUACGACCUGCUGACUCUGAAUGGAACGAGAGUUGCAGAGGGACACAAGGCCAGUUUCUGUCUCGAGGACACGUAUUGCCCUGACGGACUCCAGAAGCGGUUCUCCUGCUAUAAUAUGGGUGAUCAGGGUAUCUCUGUGGGAUGCUGGGAUACGUAUCGCCAUGAUAUCGACUGUCAGUGGGUCGACGUAACGGAUGUACGACCAGGAGACUACAUCUUCCAGGUGGAAGUCAACCCCUCGAUGGACAUGGCGGAGUCUGACUUUAUGAACAAUGUCAUGAGAUGUCGGUGCAAAUACGAUGGCCACAGAGCUUACAUGUAUGGAUGUCAUGCAGGUGAUGCAUACAGUGCAGAGAUUGAGGACCUGUUUGAGCACCAGAGGCAAAUCACCAACAACUUUGUGUAGCCGACCCCGGGGCCCUGUGCAGAGGCCUUCCAAUGGGGCCCAGAGACGAAUCAGGGUAGGCUGAGGUCGAUGGCCCCAGGCCCUUGGGACCAUAGGACCCACAACAUACCGACAACAUACAAAAUGGCGCCUGAUCACCUCCUCGGCAGAUGUGGAUACAAUAUUCAUAAGCGCAUCAUAUCACAGCAAGCGACCAUUGUAGAGACUCCAUUGACAACAAGAGGGGAACAGUUGCCAGACGGCUCAACAUGCUUUUUACUCUAGUUAAGCAAGAAGAUUUUGGAUAUUGAUUCAUACUAUACAGAUGUUUGUGAAUGUGGACGACUAACUAGUUAUUCAAAACAUUUACGCAUUAAUGACCUUAAUGUCGCUAUAACUAAUCUGUCACAAAGACAACGGGGAAGACGGUGCUAUUGGGAAAUCUUAUUCCCAAUCUAGAAGAUAAGAAAAUCUGAGAAAGAAAAUUAUAAUUUUGUGAGUUUGUGUAAUUUCAGUUGCAAAAGGCUGAUUUAAUGCACAUCAACGCAAAAGUACUAUAAUUUAAUAAUUUGCUCUGUUGGCAUUAAUUUACCCAAAUUGUUGAAUUUUGUAACUGUUGACCUUUUACAUUACUCCAAUAUUGUUGCUCUUUAACAAUAGUGUAUGUUGUUAUAUUAACCUCACUACAUUUCAGGUGAACAGUGUUGUACAAUGCAUUGAGGUAGUUUUCUUUCACAGUUAAUUAGGUAUUUUAUUAUUGCUUUGGUUUUAACAAAACCAUUGUUUUAUGAAAGUGUAGUUAUGCUACGAUGUUUUGCUUCUCAUCUAGAUUAGAACAGAUCAAAUUAUUGUUUUGUACAGAGCACUUUAUCUUUUAAACAUCAGUAUUCUAGUUUUGCCCCCAUAUUCUUAUUUAUAUAUAUCUUUUUUAUUUUUUAUUAGCCACCAAAAUCAAUUCUUAGGGUGUUUAUCUAAAAACUAUCACAUUUCAGAAAGUUAAAUACAAGUUUUUUUUAUUUUCAUAUCCAAUGUAUUAUUUAUGCUGCAACUUUAUUUAUUCAUGGUUUCACACAUACACAGCAUGCUCAGUAAAGAGUUUGUCAGCUUGCGCUUAAUUAACAAUACUGAAUAUUAUUAGUUUUUUAUGAUGAUUUCAUACAGGACAUAGUAUUAUAACGUUCCCACGAAUCAUAUGAAUACUUGUUAAUUUAUUUUUGUUAUUAAAACAACUGUAACUGUAGAGUUUUUCUCUUCCAGACUCUUUGAUGGGAGGAAAAAACCGCGUGACAAAACAAAAGUAUUGUGGCGGGCUGGGCUUUGAGAACAUAUAAAAAAACUUUUUAUUACGUCUGUUUGGGUUGGACAUACGAUUACAGUUAAGGUUCAGACUAUAGUAUGUGCUUCAUAAAGAAACACUAUGGAAUGGUUACUUCAGAAAGAACGAGAAUCUGGAUUUCCAUCUUUACACAAACUACAAUAAAUAUUCUGAGAGAUUUAGUGAGGGAGACGGUGAUUGAAAGAAAGAUUGAGAUAGUUAAACAGAAAGAGACAAAGGGAUGAACUUUGGAGAAAGAAUUAUGCAGACAGACACUUUUUACUACCAGAGCUGCCUUUUUGUAGGCAGCUGUACGGAGACCACAAGCCGACAUUUUCAGCUCCCCGACGAGAACAACAUGUUUGUCUGGGAGAAAAAAAUAAACUCCUAAAUUCACGCUCCAACACAGUUAAGAGGGGCCUUAUUUUUACUAAAGCUGGGCCUGCUAAAAUAUACUGCAUCCCUCCACACUUUGCUAACGCGUUAGCUCCACACCAAACAAUGAUGCGACUCCGUUGUCUUUACAACAUGGAACUUGUGUUAAUCACGUUGUUUUACCCCAUUAAUGUGUUUGAUGUGUUUGGCUCAAUGUCUUAGUGGUUAAACCCGUUUAGAUGGUUUUCUAAUGGACAGUUUCCAGGACACAUUGUGGAAAGGACUAGUCACAAAGUCAUAAAGACAACUGCAGGCUAAAUUACUUUAGCACAUUGUCUUCCUUCUCACUUGGCCUUGAUGACUCUUAGAAUAUUUUGUUAUAAUCAUGCACAAACACAGUCCUAUUACUUCAAACGGUUGGACACACUAAUGUGAGAAGAUGCAUCUGAAAUUCUAAAAUGAGUGUUUGUUGAGAUGCUUUUUUUCAUUUGUUUGCUUGUGUACAGUGGGUCUUGACAUAUUACGGUCUGUUCUGUGUGUUAUUUAACAUUAUAUGCCAUUCCAUAUCUUAAGUUGGUUCAUAUUAACCACUCUCAUCAUAUUACUGUAUUGUAUCCAUGCUAUAGGCAUAGCACUGGGACAUUGUUUUCCAUGGCCAGUUAUGCUUUUUUAUUUUUUCAUUAAAGCUGAGAGUGUGAGCUACAAGGUGCUUAUCUACAAUCAUAUUUAUAGAAAGCAGUGCUCUCAGGGACUUUAACCUCAUCAAAAGAUAACACAAAUAAUAUUUCAUAUGAUGUGAUAUAGGUUGCUCAAAAGUAAUCUGUGCCUACAUGUGUAUGGAGGAGCGUGAGGAUAACUGUGGAUAGACACUGGCUGAGUCAGAGGCAAAUUUCAGUGAAAGACCAAAUCACAAUCCAUUCAUUCAUCAUUACUGUGAAUCAAUAAAACGUUAUCACAUACUA